This is a messenger RNA of Xiphias gladius (swordfish), 1378 nucleotides long. RefSeq names its product free fatty acid receptor 4-like. The transcript has 3 exons. Gene Ontology annotation, cellular component: membrane. Gene Ontology annotation, molecular function: peptide binding; G protein-coupled receptor activity. The record is from RefSeq and is a predicted model, not a curated record. Gene Ontology annotation, biological process: G protein-coupled receptor signaling pathway. The coding region runs from base 1 to 1068 and encodes 355 amino acids. NCBI's taxonomy places the organism in Eukaryota, Metazoa, Chordata, Actinopteri, Istiophoriformes, Xiphiidae.
AUGGAUAUAGACCCUAACAUUCACUUACUCCACUUGAGAAACUUUACAUAUUUUUCCUUUUUCUCUGAGUUACGCCACUCUAAUCAUGUUGCCACCACUAUUGUCGAGACCCUGGCUAUCUCCACUGUCUUCCUGGUGUCCGUGGCAGCAAAUGCUGGAGCUGCAACCCUGGUAACCUGGGAACGCAGACUGCUGGCCAACAAGACCAUCCUGACCCUCAACCUGUUUGGGGCAGACCUGCUGUUUGUCAGCAUGAUCCCACUGAUAGCGGCAGUGCGCUGGACCGUGUCCUGGACGCUCGGGUUAGCGGCCUGUCGCAUUAUGCUGUAUGUCAUCUGUAUGAGCGGCUGUGUCACCAUCACUACCCUGGCCUCCAUCAGUUUGGAGAGGGUCCAGGCAAUCCUCCGAAUGCAGACUGUACCCACUCUAAACCCCAGAAUGGUGACUGCCACCCUCAUCUUUAUCUGGGCCUUUUCUGCACUCACUGCUUUACCCCUAAGUCUAUUCUUUACUGUGAUGGAAGUGGAUUUCCCUGAGCAGGGAGGUUUACACAUCUGUACUCUCAAGUGGCCUGACACAACAGGAGAGAUUGUGUGGAAUGUAUGCUUUACCACCCUGUGCUUCCUUCUCCCAGGACUCAUUAUUGUGGUCAGUUACAGUAAAAUAUUACAGAUUGCUAAAAGUUGUAGGCGAAGGCUCCGAACCAGAGACAGUCACCCCCCAGUACGUGACUCUCUUGAAUACCAUGUCUCCCGCCAGGAUAUGAAGCUCUUCCGCACUCUUCUGGUCCUUGUGCUCUCUUUCUUAAUCAUGUGGAGCCCUAUCUUCAUCAACACCGUCCUCAUCCUGGCUAGAAACUUCCUGGGUCACCUGUAUAUCUCCUCUACCAUGUUCUUCUGGGUGGUAACAUUCACACUGGCCAACUCAGCUCUCAAUCCCAUCCUCUACUCAGUCUGCCAGUUCAAGAACGGCUGGUUUAAGCUCUGCUGUGGUUCUGCUGUAGUGCCACUGCGAAAAGGACCUUGCGGCAGUGGUCGAAGGCAAGGGAUGCAUCCACGAUUAUCAUGAUUGUUUCAACAUUUAGUGAAAUCAAACAGAUGCCAUGUGUACAACACACUGCCCACACCUUUGGUGACACUGACAGACCACAUAUUCCUCUCAUGUAAGAUGCACUAUUCUCAUGCUUAGUUGGUGCAUCAAGACUAAAAGGCCUUUCACGGAGCCAGCAGUGUAGAGUUCCACAUUUUUCUUUGUAAUUAUCGGUCAUUUCUUUUCAAUUUACAGAAAUUAAUCUUUCCUUGAAAUGCCAAAUAAUAAAAGUUGUGUGCAGUAUCUGUUGUGGUAAGAGCACAGGUUUUUAUUGUCUGAAAUAAUUCUU